AUGGGUGGUGGUACUUCGAUCUGGGCGUCUCCAGAAUGGAGGACAGACCCCCGGGAGAUCUUCAAUGGGCGGCUUUGGUACCUGACGGUGGCGGUCGCCAUGGCUGGCUGUUCCUACGGUUUCGAUCAAGGCAAUAUAGGCGGAGUCCUCACUCUGCCUAGUUUCAAGCGCGCUUUUGGGUUGGAUGUGCUGAGCGAAGAGGAGGCGGAUGCGCGAGCUGGCAACAUCGCAGCCAUGUUGGCUGCCGGUGGUUCAGGAGGCGCGCUCCUCGCUGCUCCCUGCGCCGAUUUCCUCGGACGGAGAAACUCCAUGAUCAUCUUCGGCUUCCUGUUCCUGGUUGGUGCCGCAAUGCAAGAGGUAGCGCAUCUGGGCGUGUUCUACGCCGGCCGAUUGAUCGCGGGGCUGGGAGUUGGCGCUACGAGUAUGUUGGCGCCGCAGUAUCUGGGAGAGAACUCGCCCAAGUCUGUUCGUGGGUCCUUGACGACUACUUACAACUUGUGUAUUAUCUUGGCAUUGAGUUUGGCGUUUUGGACCAACUACGAAGUCUCGCUUUGGUCGACGUCGAGCAACGUGCAGUGGAAGCUAGCAUUGGCCAUACAGCUCAUCCCCGGAGGCUUUCUUUUACUCAUGAUGUUUUUCGUUAUCGACACCCCACGAGCUCUCAUUUCCAAAGGGCAGAGGGAAAAAGGUCUUACGAAUCUCUGUACGCUGCGACAACUUCCAGCCGACCAUCCAUACGUCAUCCAAGAAUUCUCUGAGGUGUGUGCCCAAGUGGAUGCUGAGCAAGAGGUUACAAAAGGAUCCAACUACUGGGUUGUCAUGAAAGACAUCGCCACAAUCCCCAGCAACCGACGGCGCCUUUUCCUCGCCACCACCCUCUUCCUCUUCCACAAGUUCACCGGCACCGACUCCCUGAACUACUUCGCCCCCGAGAUCUUCGAGAUGAUCGGCGUCAAGUCGGGCUCAUUGACAUUACUGACAACCGGAGUGUACGGCCUGGUUAAGCUCGCUACUACGAUCCUCUACGUCGCCUUCAUCGUCGACCGCGUCGGCCGACGUCGCCCCCUUAUGGUCGGUGCCGCUCUCCAGGCAACUGCUAUGCUGUAUAUCGCCCUCUAUGUGCGGUUUGCGAAGCCCGAAUCGACGGGUGGGACGCCGGCGGGCGGCAUUGUGGGGAUCGUCUGGAUCUACAUUUACGCUUUUGGAUGGUCCUUCGGAUGGUCCGUUGCACCCUACGUGGUAGCAGCCGAGAUUUUUCCCGCGCGCAUACGGUCCUUCUCCAUGUCCAUCUGCUUCUUUAUCAAUUGGAUCGUCGACUAUGGCAUUACGAAAGCGACGCCAAGCAUGAUGACCCAUCUUGGCUGGGGCACUUUCUUGCUAUACGCCAUGCUGACAUAUAUCGGCGCUAUUUUCGUGUACUUCUGCAUGCCUGAGUCCAAGGGAAGAAGUAUAGAAUCGAUGGAUGAUCUAUUCCAGAAUUCCAUCUGGACCAUGUUCCGUCAUGCGUACCCGACCGAGGAGGAUAAGAUUCGUCAUGAUGUGCAGGAUAAGUUUGUGCAGAAAUUGGCUGGUGAGGAACAUGGUGCGAAAGAGCCCGAGUCGGUGACAGUUCAUGCUGAGAACAGAGCGUGAGCGAUUGGUGUGUAUUUAUAGGGGGAGGAGGAAACGCUGCUGGUGGCUCGGUGCUUUAUAGCAAGGUAUCUAGGUAAUUACAG
Molecule: messenger RNA, 1715 nt
Organism: Pseudomassariella vexata
Lineage: Eukaryota; Fungi; Ascomycota; Sordariomycetes; Amphisphaeriales; Pseudomassariaceae
Product: quinate permease
Exons: 6
Coding region: 1-1632 (543 amino acids)
Biological process (GO): carbohydrate transport; transmembrane transport
Cellular component (GO): membrane
Molecular function (GO): carbohydrate:proton symporter activity
Source: RefSeq, a predicted model, not a curated record